UGGGAAAUACCAGGAGCUGCUGCUCGGGCUCAGACUAAAUAUAGAUAAAUCUCAAGGGAACCCCACGUUCUGAGGUUUUAUAUUUCCUUGUUUUCGUGCCAUCGUUAUUCUUUUCUACGUUUCAAGAGAAACAUACCUUAAUCUCCAAUCUCUACACGCGUAGAGCGAAUUUUUUUUAAACAAUUGGGCACUCUGUAUCCAACAAGUGCACGCCGCCCUUGAAGCUCGACUGCGCUUUUUGAGAAGCGGUUUACGCGAAAACAAUCAGUUGGAGAUGUCUGCCUUACGAACUGGAGGUAGAAUCGAUCGACUCGCUUAAGGGUCGCCACCGCGCGCGUACUUUUGUCGCAGUGAUAAAAUGCGUGUUUGGAUGAUGCGUGCGCGUCUGCGAUGGACCCUCCGUAUUAUUAUUACUUACAAGGAGCUCUAGAGCCUAGAGACAUUGUGGAUUUCUCCAAUUUUAAGAUUGAAAGCAUCAAAUCGCUGUGACCUGCGAAUAUUUGUAAAUUCCCACACCUGGUUUCUUGGAGAGGGCUGCGCAAUUGCGCGCGCUGCGAGUUUACUAUCGGACCUUUCCAUGGGAUUCUCUCUCCUAUAUAGGAUCUCAGAUUUCCGUGCGUCUUCUCCAGUGAGGGAUUCAGUCUGAUCGAAUGGACGAAGGCUUUCCAGCCAAGUGAUAAAGUUGCGUUCUGGACUGUAAAUCAUAUAUGAGGAUCGACACACAAGUGCUGUCCAACACAGACCGCAGAAAUGCCUAUGCAUCCGGUGACUUCCACUUUGAUGUACCGUGGGGUAUGCACUAUUCCAGAUCUCCUUUCAUACCGGGCACCGGUCAACCUUCCCGAGGAUGAGGUUGAAGAAAUCCGUGAGGCGUUUAAGGUGUUUGACAGAGAUGGAAAUGGUUUCAUCUCAAAGCAGGAACUUGGCAUGGCCAUGCGUUCUCUAGGGUACAUGCCCAAUGAGGUCGAGCUAGAGGUCAUCAUUCAAAGACUCGACAUGGAUGGAGACGGCCAGGUGGAUUUCGAGGAAUUCGUCACCCUCCUGGGACCCAAACUCACCGCUGCCGGAAUGCCUGACAAAUUCAACGGAACCGAUUUUGACUCUGUGUUCUGGAAGUGUGACAUGCAGAAACUGACUGUUGAAGAGCUUAAGAGACUUUUGUACGACACGUUCUGUGACCACCUGUCUAUGAAAGACAUCGAGAAUAUUAUCAUGACGGAGGAGAACCAUAUUGAAAAUCCUGAGGACUGCCAAGUUGACAUUGACACCGAGAGUCCGACUCAGCAGGUGAAGCAAACGUGCGUACGGAAAAGUCUCAUCUGCGCCUUUGCAAUUGCUUUCAUCAUCAGUGUCAUGCUCAUCGCAGCCAAUCAGGUGCUUCGCAGCGGCAUGAAGUAACCGAAUGGACCAAUCACAAAAUAGAAUGAUAUAAACAUACACCAAUGACAGAAAUGGCAAAAAAGGUUUAAAAAAGACACACACACAAAAACUGCUGCGGCGGAACCGUUCAUCUUACGUGACAUUCAAGUUUUGAGACUCUGAUGUUUUGGAGAUAAAAUACAGCUUCUACUUGACAGUUGAUACGCACAUGCAUUGCUAACUUACUGAACACGCACACAAAAAAAUACACAAAAAGGAAGAGAGAUUUCAACGCAUUGCAUUACCUGACCUGGAAAACUCCAAAAUAUAUCCCCUUCAUGUUUUGGGUGAAUUAAGACGCAUAGACUUCUCCAACCCAGGAUCCUACUCUUCAAUGCAUGACGAUGCAUGUACAAUCGUCUGAAUGAUUCGUCAAGUAGAGCUCAACUAUAUAUUAGAUCCCAGCGCAAAGUUUACCAUCAAAGACGCGUCUCACAUACAUGAAGAGUUGGAUGACAAAGCGUCUUUACAUCCAGUAUACUGACCCCUUUGCAUGAGAUUAAGGGCUGUUUAGAGCAUGCUCAUGUCAUGUCGUCUUGUGUUAUCGUGGGUUCUUACCUUGUUGCACAUGCCUGAGAAGAUUCUUGUUGUUCUUCAUGCGAUCCAAAGGGCGUGAAGCCCCCCAAAAGUGAUGUUCGACCACUAGUGAAAUACUGAAGUUUUUAUGUGAAUUCAAAUAGUUUUUUCACCUGAAAUACACGAUGCAUUUUCAGGUUGACUCUUGAAUGAUCGACACUUGCUGGUGCAAACUUAACUGUUGUGCUUUCGCAAACGUUUGCACUGUAGCUAUCAUAUAGAUAUGACAUAGGAGCUUUUGAAUUUAAAUGACAUGACUAAAGUAAUACCAAAUGGGCAUGUUAGAAAAGGAAGAUUUGAGUUUUUGACAUAUCAGGACAUCAUUUAAAGCUCAAGUGUGCAAUUCUGCACCACUGCUGUCACCAACUGGAAACUGAAUCGGCCCAAACCAACAGUCCCAGUCCAAACUCAUUGGGUGCUAUUGUGUUGCAAUGAUCUAUUGUACUUUUAUUGACUAUCAGCCUAUAAAUACUUUGCAUCUCUCUCUGCAUUUUAAGUUCGGAAGAAAUUAUGAUUUAAGCACAAAAUGACACACUUCAGCUUUAAUGGUUACUUUCAAACCAAAUCGAUGUUUGUUUACGCUUAUCGCCAAACAUAAAUGGAUGAUAAUGAUGUUUUCAUUUGUUUGCAGUGUUAGGAGUAUGCAUACUAAUGUAACCUGCAAGCAAACACUGUGGCUACAUCACUUCUGUUUUAAAAAUGUGUCGUUCUUUCAUAACAAAUGUUGCAUUUGUGAAAAUGUGAUUUUAUGAUUUUACUGGGAAGAAUACAGAGGCGUAGCAACCUUUGGAACUGAGGGGGACACUUAUAGAGUUAUCUGAAUCCGCCCCUUUCUCAUACACUGUGUGAAAUAAAUGUAGCCUGACUUUUAAAUGUUUCAAUUAUAAAUUGACAACAUUAAUAACACACCGAAACCUACAUGGUGAACUGAAUGGUGCUGCAAAUGGUAUACUGUAGUGUCUAGCACUGAUUUACCUGCCCUUGAGAAAGAACUGCUGAAUGUUACAUAUUCAUGAGAUGAUCGGAAAAAAUCAAGAAAAAAUUAAGAGAUCACUCCAGUUUUGCCUUUCAUCUGCAUCUAUUGUGGCAAGUCCAGUGUCUGUUGAAUUUGAACAAAAACACAUUUUAAUUCAUUCAUGUACAAAAAAUCAUAUAUUCAAUUUUUUACAUAUUUAUAAUCCUAAAAUACAUGUAAAAACAUUAGAAUUGUGUCGUUUAAACAUGCGGUUUUCAAGAUCUGCAAUAUUUUUGUUAUUUUGACCAGUUCGUCCUAUUUUAAUUUUAUGCAAAUAAAUGCAAAUAAAAACUAUUGUCAUUCGGAAUUUGAAAGAAAAGUUGUCACAAAAUGUCAACAAAAAUGAUCAGGGAUGUUUUAACCAAAAAUAAAAAAUUCUGUCAUCAUUUACUCACUGUCUAGUUGUUCCAAACCUGUAUAAAUUAAUAAUAAUAAUAAUAAUAAUAUUUUUUUACAGAACUUUUAUCCGAAUUUUCAUUUUUGGUUGAACCAUCCCUUUAAACACUUUAGUAAGUAAAUUCAGAAAAAAAUGAAACAAUUUUGGAGUGGUCACUUAAUAUUUUUCUGUGGUUGUAUGUGCCCCUUCAAUUUUCCGAUUGGUCCUACACCCCAGAAAACUCAUAGUAAUUAGUAAACCAUUUGACUUGAUGAUUGCAUUUAUUACUGUGAAUAAUUUUUUACAAAAAUGAAUGUUGGGGUUUGAAUAUGUAACAGGUGUGCCAUUCUAUAAAAAUGGCAUUUUAAAGGGUAAUAUUAAUUUUAAAACUCUGCCCACGGCCUGAAUUGAUUUACAGUAGAUGUUAGGUAUGGCAUCGUGACAACUUAUUUUUGAAUGUGUGGGUGAAAUAUGUGAAAUAUGCAAUGGACAAAAAAACACCCACUAUAAUCGAUUGAUCAGCCCAAGAAGAGUCACAGGACAACGGUGUACAGGUUUCCCCAUCACACAGGCGUAAGUUCUUAUUAAUAUAAAUGGGGAAAUUAAUCAUAUGCUCUCGAGCCACAGGAAGGUCACUGAGUUAAACAACAAACAUGGAAAAAGUAGCACAACACCCAGAGAGUUUUAUAAAGUUUAAAGAAACACAUCAGAAACUGAGCAUUGCUCAAGUUUUAGGUUUAUCAAUACGGUUUUUCUUUGCAUAAAAGUUUAGCAAAGUGUAUGCACUUAAACCUUCUGGAGAACUAUUGCAAAUUAAUACUUGUUUCUUUUUUGAGAAGCUGGCAAAUGAACCAAGACAAUGAAUGCAAACAGAUGCCUUCCCGAUGUAGCUUUGCAUGAUGUCUCCAGAGCAUGUAUAUUUUGUUUAAAACCAACUUCUUUGUGAGACAUUUUUCAUCAAAAGUGCAAAUUAUGUGUAGUCAUAAAUGCCUGUUAGAUGGGGACACCAGUAUAUCAAUAUAAAGUCCCAUUUUUAAUGGAACAUUAAAGCAUAUGGUUCAUAUACAUUGUAAAUGUUUUAAAACAUAUAUAUAUAUAUAUAUAGAUAUAUAUGUAUUAGUAUUUAACAUUGCAACAUGAAAAGGGGUAUCUGAAAAAACAAACAUUUUUUAUGAGGUGCGUUGUUUGCAUCAUCUUCCUUACGGAGGUAAUGUUGUGUAUACAUUAAAGCAAUACAUCAAAGCGACUAGAAAAUCUGUGUUGAUAUAUAACUGUGGAUUUUAAUGAGAGCGCUGGUUUGUACCAGAUCGUGAAGUGCAAAGAGUUAUUUAUUCUUAUUUAUCAUAGAGACAGUAGUUUAAUAUGCGUAAGCACUUUAAAAUAGAUUUUUCCUAAUUUCACAUUCAAGUCAUUUUUAUCAGAGCCAGACUCUUUUUGUAUGACAUGAAUUAUUAAAGAUGUUUACGUUUGUACGACUGAAUCAAUGCAUGUAGAGCAUUAUUAUUUUUGUUAAAGAGAUGGCAAUACAGUAUAUGACAUAUUCAAGAUGUGAGCUGCGUUUUUGAGCAUUUCUAAAUAGACAUGCACAAAACGUUCGCUCUUACGUAACUGAAUAUUUGGCCUGUUUGCAAUCGCGCGUGUGUUUUGAAUGUUGUCCUGUGACAUUUCUUACUUUGCCUUACUGUAUUUUUUAAAGAUCAUGAAAUAUUGUUUACAGUGCUAUCAUUUCUAAGAUAUUGCAAUCAGGUCUGAAUAUAAAGUGCUGUUCGGGAUAAAGUAUUUUUGAAUGCGAGUAAUCAAUGUGCCAUAUACGUAUGUUUAUUAAUGCGACGUCACACAUUCAUUUUACGUCGUGAACUGUGAUUUACUGAGUGCACAAAAUGUAUGUAUCCUUCUGUGACAUCGUACUGUGUUUCAGAUGAAUAAAGAUAAUACCAAACCACACAU
Triplophysa rosa is the source of this 5333-nucleotide messenger RNA. It is a transcript of the gene cabp7a, whose product is annotated as calcium-binding protein 7. The transcript is spliced from 5 exons. The record is from RefSeq and is a predicted model, not a curated record. Bases 751 to 1398 code for a protein of 215 amino acids. Lineage: Eukaryota; Metazoa; Chordata; Actinopteri; Cypriniformes; Nemacheilidae. Gene Ontology annotation, molecular function: calcium ion binding.